AUGGCCUUCCUUUCCCGACUGGAUCUUCACGAAUGCCUCCAAACCCUGUCUGUUUUGCAGUGGCUCCCCGUCUACGUAUUUUUAGUUGGGGAGCCCCUGCCAAUCCCUAGGAUUAAGAAGCCAAACAAGAAGAUAGUGGACAAGUACCAUGCACUCUACAUCAGUGCCCUGCGCAAGCUGUUUGACCAGCACAAAGUUCAGCUCCUGACCAUCAUGCCUUAUUUCAAACAGCCUAAGCACCUCCAGAGUCUGAUGCUUCUGCAAUGGCCCUUGAGCUACCUUGCCAUGUUUUGGAUCUUGCAGCCAUUUUUCAUUUACCUGCUAUUUACAUCCUUGUGGCCACUACCAGUGCUUUACUUUGUCUGGUUUUCCCUGGACUGGAAGACCCCAGAGCAAGGUGGAAGGCGUUCAGCUUGGGUAAGGAACUGGUGUGCUUGGACCCAUAUCAAGGACUAUUUCCCCAUUACGAUCCAGAAGACAAAAGAUCUGUCACCUGAGCACAACUACCUCAUGGGAGUUCACCCUCAUGGCCUUUUGACCUUUGGAGCCUUCUGCAAUUUCUGCACUGAGGCCACAGGCUUCUCAAAGAUCUUCCCAGGCAUCACUCCCCACUUAGCCACACUGUCUUGGUUCUUCAAGAUCCCAUUUGUUAGGGAGUACCUCAUGGCCAAAGGUGUAUGCUCUGUGAGUCAGCCAGCCAUUGACUACCUGCUAAGCCAUGGCACUGGCAACCUCGUGGGCAUCGUAGUAGGAGGGGUGGGAGAGGCCCUACAAAGUGUGCCCAACACCACCACCCUCAUCCUCCGGAAGCGCAAGGGAUUUGUGCGCACAGCCCUCCAGCAUGGGGCUCAUCUGGUCCCCACAUUCACUUUUGGAGAAACUGAGGUAUAUGAUCAGGUGCUAUUCCAUAAGGACAGCUGGAUGCACAAGUUCCAGAGCUGCUUCCGCAGUAUCUUUGGUUUCUAUUUUUGUGUCUUCUAUGGACGAGGCUUCCGCCAAGGCUCCACCGGGCUCCUGCCAUACUCGCUGCCUAUCGUCACUGUGGUUGGGGAGCCUCUACCACUGCCUAAAGUAGAAAAACCAAGCCAGGAAAUGGUGGGAAAAUACCACACACUCUAUAUGGAUGCCCUGUGCAAACUGUUUGACCAGCAUAAGACCCAGUAUGGCUGUUCAGAGAACCAAAAGCUGCUUUUCCUGUGA
Messenger RNA from Panthera uncia (snow leopard), 1200 nucleotides. RefSeq names its product acyl-CoA wax alcohol acyltransferase 1 (gene AWAT1). The coding region runs from base 1 to 1200 and encodes 399 amino acids. The transcript has 9 exons. Gene Ontology annotation, molecular function: long-chain-alcohol O-fatty-acyltransferase activity. Gene Ontology annotation, biological process: lipid metabolic process. The record is from RefSeq and is a predicted model, not a curated record. NCBI's taxonomy places the organism in Eukaryota, Metazoa, Chordata, Mammalia, Carnivora, Felidae. Gene Ontology annotation, cellular component: endoplasmic reticulum membrane.